AUGGCGGCCGGCAGCGCCGCCCAGGGGCGCGACCCCGCGGGCGGGGCGGGCCGCAUUCGCGGCUUUGCCGCCAACGGCGCCUCUUCCAGCGCGCUCUACGUGGGCGACCUCGACAGGGGCGUGGACGAGGGCCUGCUGUACCACCUGUUCUCGCGGGUGGGCCCCGUGGCGUCCAUACGCGUGUGCCGCGACUCCGUCACGCGGCGCUCCCUGGGCUACGCCUAUGUGAACUACAACACGGCGCUGGACCCACAGGCGGCCCAAAAAGCCCAAGAAAAUUUGAAUUACACCGCUGUCAAAGGCAGGCCUAUCCGCAUCAUGAAAGCCCAAAGGGACCCUGCUGCAAGGCGGUCAGGAGUUGGAAACGUUUUUGUGAAGGGCCUGGAUGAUGAAAUCGACUCUCGAACGCUGCAUGAUACCUUUGAAGUUUUUGGCCCCAUCACAUCGGCGAAAGUGGCCAGGAACGAAAUGGGCCACCCCCUUGGCUAUGGCUACGUUCAAUAUGACUCUCCAGAGGCAGCGAUAGCGGCUGUGCAGCGGGCCAAUGGGAUGCUUUUGAAGGGCCGCCCACUCCAUGUGGCACACUACAAAGACAGAUCCACUCGGGGCGUUGGAAGGGGAUUCACAAAUCUCUACGUGAAGUCGUAUCCUGACGAUGUUAAAGAUGAUGCUGCACUGCGGGCAUUGUUUGAGCCGUAUGGCCCAGUUACAAGUGUGCACCUGGCAAAGGAUGAUGCUGGCAACCUGAAAGGGUUUGGAUUUGUGAACUUUGAGAGCCCUGAAUAUGCCGUCAAGGCCAUGGAGGCUUUGAAUGGCAAGGAGAUCGGCAAUGGGAGGAUGUAUGUUGGACCAGCACAGAAGAAAGUGGUGCGCCAGAAACUCCUUCGCGAGAAGUAUGAGCAGAUGAAGCGGGACAGGCAGCAAAGCACUCAAGGCCGCAACCUGUAUGUGAAGCACAUCAACCCUGAACAAAACGAUGAUGGGCUUCGACAAAUGUUUGAGAAGUUUGGCAGCAUCACGUCUGCAAGGGUGAUGACGGACGAUGCCGGUAAGAGCCGAGGCUUUGGCUUUGUGUGCUUCUCCACCAUGGAUGAGGCAACAAAGGCCCAUGGCGACAUGAAUGGAAAGAUGGUUGACGGCCAACAGCUCUAUGUGGCCGUUGCCCAGCCCAAGGAAGUGCGUCAGGCAGAACUCACCCGCCAGCGGAUGGCUGGCCUUGGGCUGGGCAUGGCCAAUGCUGCAAACCCUUAUGCACAGAUGGUGCCGCCAGGGAUGGUACCUCCACAAGUGUGGCCGCCCAAUGCUGCGGCACAUCCGUAUCAUGGGAAGCAUGGUGGACGUUAUGCAGGCAGGGGAGGCGGGUACCGUGGUAGAGGGGGCAGGGGCCCAAGGGGCCGGGGCCCUGGCAGGAUGCAUGGGCCAAUGGACGUGGAGGUGCACCCAGCGGGCAUCAAGCCGAUCAGCAUCGGUGACAUGGAUGGAAUGCCUCCUCCUGCUGUGGGGCUGGCAACACAGGCACUCGCUGCAGCAAGCCCCCGCCAACAGAAGGUCAUGCUGGGAGAGAGGCUGUAUCCGUUGGUGGCGGAACUGCAGCCUGACCGUGCAGCGAAAAUCACUGGCAUGCUCCUUGAGAUGGACAACGCUGAGAUCCUGCUGCUGAUUGAGAACCCUGCUGCAUUGUUGGCCAAGGUCGAUGAGGCUGUGACGGUGCUGGGAGAGCACGGCCUGCUGAAGGAGAAGGCAGCAGCAGCGGCAGCAGCAACAGCGGCAACUGAGGACGUUGCUGUCGGCGCUUGA
Molecule: messenger RNA, 1797 nt
Organism: Ostreobium quekettii
Lineage: Eukaryota; Viridiplantae; Chlorophyta; Ulvophyceae; Bryopsidales; Ostreobiaceae
Source: the annotation of a GenBank genome assembly